CAAUAUUCUCUAUUCAGAAAGAAAAAGAAAAGCUCAGUUUCCGAAUUCAAUUACUCUCGUCUCUCUCUCUCCGGAUGGGCAAUCUCUUUCGAAAGAGCAGAAGCAGGACGACGUCGUUUCGAGGGCCGCCGUCCUUGUCGACUUCCUCUUCGUCUGCAGCCGUCGUUUCAGACAGCGCCAAAGCCGAAGCCAAGAAGAAGUACGGUCUCAUCCCCGACCGUUUCUCUUCCCUCGACCAGGUAUCGAAAGCUCUGAGAGAGACGGGUUUAGAGUCCUCCGAUCUCAUUCUCGGUAUCGAUUUCACAAAAAGCAACGAGUGGACAGGAAAAGCUUCGUUCGAUUGGCAGUCCCUGCACGCUCUCGGGGAUGUUCCAAACCCGUAUGAGAAGGCAAUCUCUAUAAUUGGGAAAACAUUGGCACCCUUCGAUGAUGACAACUUAAUCCCCUGUUUUGGCUUCGGAGAUUCCACGACACAUGACGAGAAUGUGUUCAGUUUCCACAGUGAUCAUUCCCCGUGCCAUGGCUUCGAAGAGGUCUUAGCAUGCUACCGAAGAAUAGUUCCAAACUUGCGUCUUUCAGGGCCUACAACUUACGGACCGGUCAUUGAUGCCGCCAUUGACAUAGUUGAGAAGAAUGGAGGCCAAUUCCAUGUUCUGGUGAUCAUAGCAGAUGGUCAGGUGACGAGAAGUGGCAAGACGAGCCAGAGUGAACUCAGCCCACAAGAGGAAGAAACGAUUAACGCGAUAGUAAAUGCAAGCUCGUAUGCUUUGUCUAUUGUGCUUGUUGGAGUCGGAGAUGGACCGUGGGAAGACAUGAGGAAGUUUGAUGACAAGAUCCCCAAGCGAGAUUUCGACAACUUUCAGUUUGUAAACUUCACAGACAUUAUGACGAAAUAUUCUACUGAACCUGAGAAAGAAACCGCCUUUGCUCUUGCUGCUCUAAUGGAGAUUCCGUUCCAGUACAGAGCAGCCAUGGAACUCCGCUUACUUGGGCAACAGACAGGAAAAGCAAAGAAGGUAGUUCCGAGGCCACCGCCCGUCCCAUACACGCCCCGGCCUCUCUCGGCUAAUUCCACACUACGAUCACUUUCCUCGGAUGAAUCUACCCAGGCUUGUCCGAUCUGCCUGACCAAUGCAAAGGAUGUGGCUUUCGGCUGCGGCCACAUGACUUGCGGAGAUUGCGGGUCCAGAAUAUCGACCUGCCCUAUCUGCCGACAGCGUAUCACCAGUCGGCUUCGGCUUUACACCUGAUCAACACAAACAACAUUCUGAGCAUAACAAAACACUUGCACAUACUUGUCUUUUCUCCGACAGAGCAUAUACCGGAGUUAUCAGGCUUCUCCUCUGAAACACUUUCCGUAGUCGAUAUGUGCCGUGAAAGGCCUAAGAAAACCAUUUCUCUGUAACAAGAAUGGUGAACCAAUGUACAUGUUUAGAUUAUACAGUUUCGUUAUUUGUAAUAAAAUGUUAGAAAAGUGAAAAACUUUGGAACUAGAGGUCCAAGUACAAAAACA
Molecule: messenger RNA, 1513 nt
Organism: Tarenaya hassleriana
Lineage: Eukaryota; Viridiplantae; Streptophyta; Magnoliopsida; Brassicales; Cleomaceae
Product: E3 ubiquitin-protein ligase RGLG2
Exons: 11
Coding region: 75-1250 (391 amino acids)
Source: RefSeq, a predicted model, not a curated record